Messenger RNA from Strigops habroptila (Kakapo), 3303 nucleotides. It is a transcript of the gene ELK3, whose product is annotated as ETS transcription factor ELK3. Gene Ontology annotation, molecular function: DNA-binding transcription factor activity, RNA polymerase II-specific; sequence-specific DNA binding. Gene Ontology annotation, biological process: cell differentiation; regulation of transcription by RNA polymerase II. The transcript is spliced from 4 exons. The record is from RefSeq and is a predicted model, not a curated record. Gene Ontology annotation, cellular component: nucleus. The coding region runs from base 668 to 1774 and encodes 368 amino acids. NCBI's taxonomy places the organism in Eukaryota, Metazoa, Chordata, Aves, Psittaciformes, Psittacidae.
UGGGAUUAUGCAGUGAGUAACACCAGUGUUUGGCACGAUUAUGGCAUGUUUGCUGCCUGCACAAGGCAGAGGAAACUAGAUACUAUUGCUGAACUCAGCUCAGUGUACUGUUGUCAUAUAUUAUUUAGUGCACUAAAUGUAUUAAUUAUUGCACUAAUAUACAUAAUGUAUUAAUUAUUGCACUAUACUAUAUAAUGUAUUAAUCAUUGCAUUAUAUGCAUCUUGUAUUAAUUAGUGCACUAAUUCUUGAAGGGCACAGUGGGGCUGGGCACUAUGCAGCCAGUCUAACACAGCAGUCAAAUCCCAUGCUGUCUGCAAAUUAACUGUGCACAUGUGGAUGAUUAGACUUUUCAGUACUCAGGUUGGAAUUUGGGAGGUCUUCUCCUGUAAGAAUUUUUUAAUUUCAGAUUUCAAGCUUUAAGUUUUGCAGUGAAAUGUUUUUAGUAUUUUGUCCAUUAGAAGUCAGGUUUUUCCACUUAGCAUGUUCAAAGGAGGCCUGACUGAGCAGGCACAAAAGGAUUCAGGGAGGACAGUGCAGCGGCUGUUCCAAGCAGGUGGUGUGAUGAAUUCCCCUUCACUAAGUGCUAAAAAGGCUUCUGCUCAGCAUGGGGAAGCUUGCUUCAUUAUAUGACCCUAACCCCUCUGAUUAUAAACUUGACUGGCACCAAUGGAGACAGAGUGCCUGCUGGUGAGUGAACAGCGUAUCCAGGCAGAGCCCAAAUACACAGUGACUGAACAGACAUUGCUUAAAAACAAGAACAUCAUCAAGAAAGUGAUUGGACAAAAAUUUGUGUACAAGUUUGUCUCCUUUCCUGAGAUUUUAAAAAUGGAUCCACAUGCUGUGGAAAUCAGCAGAGAGAGCCUUUUGCUGCAGGACAGCGACUGUAAGAUGCCUUCCGAGAGCAGGGAUCAGCACAAACACAGCUUGUCAGCACUGAAAAGCACAAGCCGUAAUGAAUAUAUCCACUCUGGCCUGUACUCCUCUUUCACUAUCAACUCUCUGCAGAACCAGCCAGACCCUUACAAGCCAAUCAAAACAGAAAAACUGGAGGAGAAGUCAGAAGGAAACACACCAGUGGAAGAAGUUCGGACUGUCAUCAGAUUUGUGACAAACAAAACAGACAAACAAGUUAUGAGGCCCAUGGUGUCAUUGCCUUCCACUUCUGAAACAGCAGCUGCCUCUGCUUUUCUCAGCUCGUCAGUAUCAGCUAAAAUAUCUUCCUUAAUGCUACCCAACAGUGCCAGCAUUUCAUCUCCAUCGUCAUCUUCCUCCCGGUCACCAUCUCUGUCUCCCACCUCACCUCUCCCUGCAGAUCACAGGAGCCUCUUCCUUGAUUCCAGUUGCCACGACUCAGAUUCUCUUGAGCCUCUGAACCUCUCCUCAGGCUCCAAGGCAAAAUCUCCAUCUCUUCCCCCAAAGGCUAAAAAACCCAAAGGCUUGGAAAUCUCCGCCCCACCUAUGGUCCUCUCCAGCACCGACAUUGGUUCCAUCGCCCUCAACAGCCCCGCACUUCCUUCAGGAUCCCUGACUCCAGCUUUCUUCACUGCACAGACCCCAAAUGGAUUAUUGCUGACCCCGAGCCCGCUGCUGUCUAGCAUUCAUUUCUGGAGCAGCCUCAGUCCUGUUGCUCCUCUGAGUCCUGCCAGGCUGCAGGGACCAAACACUCUGUUCCAGUUUCCAACUCUGCUAAAUGGUCACAUACCAGUGCCGCUCCCCAGCCUGGACGGAGCCUCUUCUCCAGUACUGCUUUCUCCAAGCGCCCAGAAAUCCUGAUGACGCCUCAUCUCGCCAAGGACUUAUUGGUGGAUUUAACACUUCAUUCCUUUGGGCUAGUUUUUUUUCUCCUGUGUCAUGAGAAGGACAUUGUGAAAACCCUCUAUUACUUUGGUUUGCACUUUUCAUUACAUGGAUAAUCUACUUUUAUUAUGUUAGCAUUUUCAAACAGUGUUUAUAUAUAAAAGUAUAUAUAAAUCUGUUUUGCAUUAAAUGAAUUAUAAUUUUUUUAUAUCAUAGCUCUCAAGUGUUGAACACUUCUGUUGUUGAUGAAGUACUUUUCUUAAUGGACUGCAACAAUGUAUCUAAUAAGGAUGUGAAGCUUCUUUUUAAUCCUUUUUCCUGCAUAUUAUGCAUUGUGCUUGUGUAAACUAUAACCGGCUGUGCCUUCUUUUGCAUAAUGUCAUGUAAAUGAUUUAUAUAUUUUCUAGUAUUAAGAUAAAAAGUUGAAAGAAAAAACUAGUAUUGAACAGCCCUAUGGUAGUAUUUCAGUAUUUUCUCCACGGAUAGGCCAUACGAUGCAGUGUAUUCAUGUAACUUUGUAUUAAGUGCUUUCAAAUUGUAUAAAAAUAGCCUUAUAAUUUUUCUUUGCUGAAAUGGAAAACAUAACCAACGUUACAGUCACGAGAUGCAUUGAGGGGUAGCAAAGCCACAUUUCCACGUUUAUGCCCAAGUCGUUUUGUUGUGUUGCAACAGGGAGGAACUGGGCUGUGUAUUUUCACCAGACAUUUCCAGCACUGGAGAAUACUUCUGUAGAAAAGGAGAAUUUAUUUGGCCUAUACUUCUUACGAACUGUCAGCAUUACAGCUGGAAAGAGGAGGUAAUCUCUGUCUUCCCAGGGAAUGAGGAUCAUUCCUGAUUGAUAGAGAAUUUCCAGGUGCUUUGUUCAGUCGUGCCAAGUGCCUUCUACUAUUUCCCUGGAAAGAUUAUUGUAGCUACUAAAGCUCAGAAGGUUGCAUUUCCCCUUCCCCCAAAGCUGGAAAAGUUACAGGACUGUAAAUGAAUGCCUGGUGCUUGUAAAGAGGCACACUGUACAUGUGGGAUGUUUAUGUAUAAACAUCUGAAUUCUGCAUUAAAAACCAGCACUGUGUUACUAUAUACUCGCAACUUGAAUUUACUGGGUAUGUCCUCUACCUUGAGGUGAUGGUUUAGUCAUCUAAAUGUCAGGUUAGGAUUAGGCUAGACUCCCUGGCACCACAGAUUCUAAUCUUGGCAGGGCUGAUGCAAAUCUUCAGUUCUCUGAGGUGGCUAAAUUGGGUUGAACGCAGCUUUACCGUGUACGUUUUCCAGAUGAGACCUUCAAAACUCAAACCAGUAUCAGAAUCCUGUUUGCUGCAGGUCAUUAGAGCUUCUACUUUGCUUUCUGGCCAAGCGGCUGGCCAGCAGUCCGUUCUUUUUGGAAUUUACGCAGUGAGUUGUCUGCUGAUUUUCUGCUUGGAUGCAUUUCAGUGAUGAUGUGUGUAGUUAAUUGUAAAGUGCUUUUGGAUCCUUCAACCUGAAAGGUGCUAAAUAAACAUUUUAUUAAUGCA